AUGAACAAAAAGACUUUCGUGAGCGAGAAAAACGCUUUCUUCGAUUCUCUCGACGCCGACAUCUUGGUCAAUACUUCGCAGCUUGGGCGGCUUGGACGGAAAAACAGUUGA
This is a messenger RNA of Phytophthora nicotianae INRA-310, 111 nucleotides long. RefSeq lists its product as hypothetical. The transcript has a single exon. The record is from RefSeq and is a predicted model, not a curated record. Lineage: Eukaryota; Oomycota; Peronosporomycetes; Peronosporales; Peronosporaceae. Bases 1 to 111 code for a protein of 36 amino acids.